Molecule: messenger RNA, 1011 nt
Organism: Lottia gigantea (owl limpet)
Lineage: Eukaryota; Metazoa; Mollusca; Gastropoda; Lottiidae
Exons: 5
Coding region: 1-1011 (336 amino acids)
Biological process (GO): G protein-coupled receptor signaling pathway
Cellular component (GO): membrane
Molecular function (GO): neuropeptide Y receptor activity
Source: RefSeq, a predicted model, not a curated record
AUGACAGGGCAUAGCAAUAAUACCACUUGUUGGACACUGCUAGAGGAAUAUUGUGGGCCAAGAGAGGGGUUUAUUGAUCAAAUUCAUGAAUAUAUGUUCCCUUCUAUUGAAGAAUGGGUCAUUAUUAUUCUUCAUACUCUUGCAUUUAUCGUUGGAAGUAUUGGAAACUUUUUGGUUUGUUUUGUGGUUUGGAGGAGUAAGCACAUGCAGACAGUUACAAAUCUGUUUAUUGUCAAUUUGGCGGUUGCUGAUUUUCUGGUUGUUGUAAUAUGUUUGCCACCAACAGUUCUUCAAGAAAUAACAGAAACCUGGUUCUUCGGCGAGCUGAUGUGUAAGAUUGCCAUUUUCCUUCAGACCAUGUCUGUAUGCUGCUCCGUGCUUACUUUGUGUGCCAUCAGUGUAGAGAGAUAUUACGCUAUUUGUGAUCCACUGAAAGCCAGAAUUUCUUUCCGAAAGGUCAUUGUUACCAUCAUCGCUAUAUGGAUAGCAUCUGCUUUGGUGUCGCUACCCAACAUCCUGUACAUGUACCUAGCCACCUCCUACCCCGAUAUACCAGAAUAUCUGACGUAUUGUCAAAUGGCGUGGUCCAAUGAAACCGACAUGAUUUACAAGUCCUUUCUGGUCAUAGGUCUCUAUUUGUUACCCAUCUUGGUCAUAGGAAUAUUCUAUUCCAUAAUAUCGAGACAUCUUUGGAGGUCUGGUCCAUAUCCCGUAUUAAAUUUUUCUUUGUCUUGGAAAACUUCCUCGUUUUGUAAAACUCAUCCGAAUCAUGCUGAAACUCAGUUGAUAUCUCGUCGUAAAGUAGCCAAGAUGUUGAUAGCUAUAGUCAUAUUAUUUGUUGUUUGUUAUUUACCAGUCCAUACACUGUUCCUUUUAAGGUCUACGGGGUUACUGCAUCAGUUGGAUAUGAAUUCACCAAUCAUACCUCUACUUUAUCUAGUAGCACAUUGGUUGUGUUACUUUAACAGUGCUAUCAACCCAGUUAUAUAUAACUUCAUGAGCAGUAAGUAA